AUCAUUAUAAAACCACUGAUUCUAAGUAAAAAUAACACUCAAGUUAUUAUUAAAAGUAAACUUUAACUCUGAGGUUACAGUGGGUGAACAUAGCAGCAGCUCUGCCUACAUCAUGAACUUUGCCCCGAGCCUCUGGCUCCUCUUGUCUCUCCCUCUGGUCAGCUCCAGCAGGCCCACAGCACUGUAGCUCAGGGGAGCACUCCCGGUUGUCUCUGCCUCUCACCCUCUCUCUCUCUCUCUCUCUUGGCGAGGGCAGGAUUUUAUCACAACAGCAGGCACAAACUCUGACAGUACUAAGAGGAGCUCAAAUACUACACACCCACGGCUCGUGCGCACACACAUGCACUCUCGCCCUCUUCCUUUCUCUCCGAUGAACACAUUUCGUGCAAGCUACCAAACAGCUGACCUUACAACAGAGCUGCACACUGCACACAGAGGAGAGCGGGGUGAAAGGAGAGGAGAGGUGACAGCAGUGUGUGACUAACUCUCCUGGAAAAAGUCUGCAUGACAGGAGCGCUGGAUGGAUGAUAAGAACAAGACAAUAACUGCAACACAAAAAGGGAAACGCUUCCAACAAACAAGACGUUGCAGGAUUGCUGUCGACAAUCGAGUGAUGUGCUCCUUUUGAUGGCACCAAGGAACAUCAUUGACAGCAAGUGAAGGAAUGAAGUUUACUUGGACUGACCCACAAAGACAAGGAACUGGAGACUGUACUCUGUGAAGCUUAUCUUUGCCCAAUUUCUGAUUAAACUGUUUUUUACCUUGUUUCCGCGAUAUUCUGCCGCGUCUGCCAUGCCCCUGUUCAGCUGGAUGAAAUGGUCCCAUGAAACAAGAGUGCAGGAUCAAGAUGACGCAUCCCCUCAGAAGACCUCGGGGGUCGUGCCCAGUCGCAUGUUGAUCAGAGAGCUCCUGUGGCAUAUGGAGGAACGUGAGCAGCUGACGAGGGAGCUUGAGCGUGAGCACAGGAUGGUCCACAGUGCCCUGGGUCUCCGCUGGUAUCAGAAGUACCCCAGGUUACGGACCCUCAUCCCCACAUCAGAGCUACACCAGCUGGAGUUCCUGUGUGCACAGAUCCCACCCAUCCACGCAGCCACCGUGCUCUCCAGGUUUCGUGAGGUGCUUGCCAUUAACAACAUAAGGCCCUGGGAGCUGGCAUCAGUCUUCAAGCAGGUGCUGAGGGAUUUCCUGAGCCAAAGGGAAUACGAUGAAGAGGACGACCUCCCAGUGCAGCCAGCACAGAUCCAACCAAUGGAGGCUUGGACCAGUCGCUACAAAAUGAAGCAGGGUUUUGUCACACCCACUGUCCCCAACUGUGGUGACCACCCAAGGGAGGAGAUCCCAACAAUCUCUGGAUAUGUGGACCGGGCCAUGCGGCAUUCCAGUUCGUUCACAGGGUCUAACAGGGACUGGGACCUUCCAUAUUACUACCCAGUUCCUCUCAGGCCCACAGGAGCGUACAGCACGACGCUGUGAGAGGAGAUACUGCUCAAAACUUCUGGGGCCUUGUGGUUAACACAAGGAAAAACUGUUCAUAGAGACUAUUAUUUGUAUUAGUUUUAGAUAAAUCAUAGCUUGUGACCAAAAAAUGUGAAGACUCAAUGUACUGAACUGUCUCGUUUACAAGAAGUAGUUUGUCACCUGCACUUUUUAAUCCUUACUUAAUGGACUGACCGCUUUUCUGUAGUCCAGAUUACAAACCUCAGUUAGACCUUGUGCAGUCCGGCAUGUAUUUUUUUGUGAUGUGAAGACGUGUGUGACCUGGAUUAAUGUGUCCCAGCCUUUGUGGCUUGUGAGUCUUUGAAGUGGAGAUGCUUGCAACUGCUUGUCACAGGCUGAAAAUGUCAGUGUUUGGAGCAGUUCAACCAAAGAGUGAUGACCCCGUGUUUUAUCUUAACAGUUUCUAUAUCUCCAAGUAUUUAAACAAGAUUAUAUAUACUAAAAAAAAACAUAUAGAAAACUAAUUAACAUAAUUUGUGUAACAGAUUUUUUGUCUAAUCUCCUGACUUGUUAAUCAUCAUGCAAUCUCGAAACGCAGCGGUAGCAGCCAACGUUUCUGUAGCCAGUGGAUAUCCAGAAAAGGGGAUAUCUGAGCAAAGACUUCCUCUGCAGUCAGAUUUUCAACUUGAUACCUGAAAAUAAUGAGAAAGAUACAUUUCUGCUAAUCUCUACACAGAUAUCUGCACAUGAAUCCAGGUAACUUAAAAAAAGAAACAUUAAACUGUCAUUUGAUGAUACCUGAUGGGUUUCGAGAUUGCAUUUAAGUCAAUGUUGUGUUCUUCACGUUGAUUUUUUUACUUGCAUGCAACCAAAGCCUAAUCAAAUCUGAAUAGUCAACACUACACGGACUACAAACGGAAAACACAACACUUCUGUUGCCAUGGCGCCCGUGUGGUUGGCAGCUCUGAACACUUCUGUGUGUUUUUAGUAUUUCUAGUACUUUUUUUUGACACCAAUCUCUAAUCCAUUGUGUGUGCAAACACGGGCUUGGAACUAUGGAGAUUAGUGAUUCGCCUUUUUCUUUUUCUGUUAUACGGACUACUUCAUAAUACAUUAUUAUUGGCACCAUAUGUUAUCACAAGGCAUGCAAGAUCUCACCCCAGUAAGGCUACAGAGGGAGUAUGGAGAGUAUAGCAUCACAGAGACGUGACCGAAUGAACUCUGGAUGGCUUUUAACUUUAGCAGACAGCUGAAGAUAGACAAGAAAACAGGGAGAGAGAGGAGGAACAACAAACAGCACAGGAAACAUCCAUGGACCACGGGCCGGGUCACUGCUGGAAGGACUCAGCCCACUUUACCAGGGCAGGGUAUUUUUCUUACCUUGUAUAUUGUGAGCUGCUGUAACAAGUGAAUUUCCCAGGUGUGGAUCAAU
Molecule: messenger RNA, 2869 nt
Organism: Larimichthys crocea (large yellow croaker)
Lineage: Eukaryota; Metazoa; Chordata; Actinopteri; Sciaenidae
Gene: rd3l
Product: RD3 like
Exons: 3
Coding region: 793-1473 (226 amino acids)
Source: RefSeq, a predicted model, not a curated record